Messenger RNA from Neocloeon triangulifer, 1900 nucleotides. Its product is annotated as FAM172 family protein homolog CG10038. Gene Ontology annotation, cellular component: nucleus. Gene Ontology annotation, molecular function: siRNA binding. The record is from RefSeq and is a predicted model, not a curated record. The transcript is spliced from 10 exons. The coding region runs from base 180 to 1571 and encodes 463 amino acids. NCBI's taxonomy places the organism in Eukaryota, Metazoa, Arthropoda, Insecta, Ephemeroptera, Baetidae. Gene Ontology annotation, biological process: regulatory ncRNA-mediated heterochromatin formation.
UGUAAUACUUAAUUAAAGUCUUACGUUAUUUGACUUUGCAUAGCAUCGAUCUGAUUACUUCUUAUCUUAUUGCAAAACCUUUGAAAGUAUUUUGUAGUAUCUAAAAUAUCUUAGACUUUUUGAUAAUAUUUAAGCUGAUCACCACUUUAGCACUCGACUUUCCUUAGUCUAAAGUUAUAAUGAACAUUCAUUACUUUUUCUUUGACUAUUUUACGCAACUUUUACGUACCAUUCGUCGUAUUUUCCUCCCAAUCAGAAACGCCGUGGCGUUUAAUUCUUGGAUUACGAUGGCUGCACCUGAUAAUUUCCCGUCCACUCUUGAGGGGUUUGGUUAUGCCUUCAACAUCAAUGGACAAUUGGUGAAAAUAAAUCCAGAAAAUAACCAACUAACAGAUAAACCGUUUGAAUUUAACGUCAGUGACAACCAUAAACACAACCAACUGCACUAUGAAGCUCUCGGAGAAGUCAUCGAUCAAUUUGUGUUCAAACUGUUAGAGGAGGAAGGCCUGAAACGAUUUCCUGUUCCUGUUGAUCCUGAAGACGGAGAACCCCAGACCUUUGUGUUUGCAACCCCAGAUUUCUUGACUUCCUCAAAAGAGAAGCCUCUGCUGAUUUUGAUUCAUGGAAGUGGUGUUGUACGAGCUGGGCAGUGGGCUAGAAGACUCAUAAUCAAUGACUGUCUGGAUACAGGGACACAGAUACCUUAUAUUAAGGAGGGCCAAGAACUUGGCUACAACAUUCUAGUUCUUAACACAAAUGACAACAAAAGAACCAUCGACACUGAAGAAUUUCGAAUUAGGGGAAGCGAAGAACCUGUUGGCCACGCUUUAUAUGUCUGGGACAAGUACGUGAUGAAUGCAAAUCCUGAGAAAAUUGCUAUUGUGGCACACAGUUUUGGAGGGAUUUGUACCAGCUUGCUGGCAGCAAAAAGAAAUGAGUCUUUUGCUGAAAAGGUUUUUGCUGUGGCUUUUACUGAUUCGGCCCACUUUGCUCUCCGUGGUGAUGACUUUUCACAUUUGCGAAAGGUUGGUAGAAACUGGUGUUCAUCCGACUUGCCGUUGGAUACGUUGUUGGACGAUGAUAUCUCGGAAGAUGUGGAAUUUGUCUCUGCAGGUCACACUCAGCAUGAGAUGACCUCAGCCACCUCGUUCGAGUCGGUCUUCAAGUACAUUGAGCAUCUGAGGCGGGAGCCUGUGAAGACAGACAGUCCAGUGAAGAGGACUUCAGAUCCUUCCUUGAGUCCAGGGGUUGCGGAGGGUGACUUUGAUGUUAGGCCGCAGCCAGAGGGACAAUCGUUCAUUGAAGAGCAGGUAGCCUUGGAGGAAAAUAGCGCAGAAACUAUGGAAGAAAAGGGCUUAGAAGCUAUGGAAGAAAAGUGCGUUGAAGCUACAGUGGUAAAGGGUGUUGAAGCUAUGGAGGAAAGCGGCUUAGAAGCCUCGGAAGAAAAAGGUGUAGAAAGUGUCCAGGAAAGCGGCAAUGAACCUGCAGAGGCAAUUGCUUCUGUUGCAGAAGCUGAAGACUCUAAGAUGCAGACUGACAUCGAGAUUGAUAACAAAGCACAAAAAAAGUGAUGAAGGAAAAGUGAAGGUAGAUGAUGAACUUUAAGAAAUUGGUAUUUAAUUUGUCAUUAAUGUAAGCAAAUCGGCACAGGCAUUUUAAUUUUUUUUUCAUUGUCAUUAAAAUUUUGUAAAUGAUGAAAAAGGUAAUGAAUAAUACCGUUUUUAAAUUGAAAUAAUACUAGUUGCUUUUAAUUGCAUUGACCAGCUGUUUAAAAAUAAUACCAUACAAUAAUUUAUUUGUCUUGCACUUCUAUUAUAAUUAAAGAAGGAAAUUUGACCCACAUUAAUGCAUGUGGAAUAAUUUGAGAGAAAACUUAAAUUAACUGGGGGAAUUUAUUAUA